This is a messenger RNA of Toxotes jaculatrix (banded archerfish), 8545 nucleotides long. RefSeq names its product protein kinase C beta type-like. Gene Ontology annotation, molecular function: zinc ion binding; diacylglycerol-dependent serine/threonine kinase activity; ATP binding. The coding region runs from base 274 to 2280 and encodes 668 amino acids. NCBI's taxonomy places the organism in Eukaryota, Metazoa, Chordata, Actinopteri, Toxotidae. The record is from RefSeq and is a predicted model, not a curated record. The transcript has 17 exons. Gene Ontology annotation, biological process: protein phosphorylation.
AGCAACACAUUGGUGAAACAGGGAAGCAGGCGCGCGGCACGGGGACCCGCCGGAAGAAGCAGCAGCAGCAGCUUCGGCGCGAGCUGGACGCAGACCGACAAAACACCGGCAGCACGAGCGAAACCGAGGCGGCCAGAGGGGCGGAGAGGAGGAGGAGGAGGCACCUGCACCGCGACUCGUUCUCUCCCCCUGCCUCCGUCGUCUCUUCCUCUCUCUCUCUUCGGCUCUCCUCACCCCUCAUUCCACUCGGACCGCCGCCGUUUCCUCGUUAAGAUGGCUGACCCCAACAGCGACGGAGAGGUACCGGAGAGCGCGCGCGGCUUCGCCCGUCAGGGAGCCCUCCGCCAGAAGAAUGUGCACGAGGUGAAGAACCACAAGUUCAUCGCGCGCUUCUUCAAGCAGCCCACCUUCUGCAGCCACUGCACGGACUUCAUCUGGGGCUUUGGGAAACAGGGAUUCCAGUGCCAAGUGUGCUGUUUUGUAGUCCACAAGCGCUGUCAUGAGUUUGUCACCUUUUCUUGUCCGGGGGCCGACAAAGGACCCGCCUCCGAUGAUCCUCGUAGUAAACACAAGUUUAAGGUCCACACUUACUCCAGCCCCACCUUCUGUGACCACUGUGGCUCCCUCCUCUAUGGGCUGAUACACCAGGGAAUGAAAUGUGACCAUUGUAUGAUGAACAUCCACAAGCGGUGUGUGGCCAACGUCCCGAGCUUGUGUGGGACAGAUCACACCGAGAGGAGAGGACGCAUCCACAUCUCUGCCCAGAUCACUGAGAGCGCUCUCAUCGUCAACAUCAAAGAGGCUAAGAACCUGGUGCCCAUGGACCCCAAUGGCCUGUCAGACCCCUAUGUCAAGCUCAAGCUGAUCCCAGAUCCCAAGAGUGAGAGCAAGCAGAAGACCAAGACCAUCAAAUGUUGCCUCAACCCCACCUGGAAUGAGACCUUCACUUUCAACCUAAAAGAAAGUGACAAGGACCGCCGUCUGUCGGUGGAGGUCUGGGACUGGGAUUUGACCAGCAGGAACGACUUCAUGGGAUCCCUGUCCUUUGGGAUCUCAGAGCUACAGAAACUAGGGAUAGACGGAUGGUUUAAGCUGCUGUCCCAGGAGGAGGGAGAAUACUUCAACGUCCCUGUCCAGCCAGAUGGAGAGGACGGUAAUGAGGAGCUACGACAGAAGUUUGAGAGGGCGAGGGUGGGUCCAGGGAAGCCCGCAGACUCUUCUUCCUCCUCCUCUUCGGUGUACAAGUAUGACAGCAAUGGCAAUCAGGACCGUGUCAAGCUCUCAGACUUCAACUUCAUCAUGGUUCUGGGCAAAGGAAGUUUCGGCAAGGUGAUGCUGGCUGAGAGGAAGGGUACAGACGAGUUGUACGCCAUCAAAAUCCUGAAAAAGGACGUGGUGAUCCAGGAUGAUGAUGUGGAGUGCACCAUGGUGGAGAAGAGAGUCCUUGCUCUGUCUGGGAAACCACCUUUCCUCACUCAACUGCACUCAUGUUUCCAAACCAUGGACCGAUUGUAUUUUGUGAUGGAGUACAUAAAUGGAGGAGACCUCAUGUACCAGAUCCAGCAGGUCGGCAAGUUUAAGGAGCCUCAUGCUGUGUUUUAUGCCGCAGAGAUUGCCAUUGGACUCUUCUUCCUUCACUCCAAAGGCAUUGUGUAUCGGGAUCUGAAGCUGGACAAUGUGAUGCUGGACUCUGAAGGCCAUAUAAAGAUCGCCGACUUUGGCAUGUGCAAAGAGAACAUGUUCGACGGAGUUACCACAAAGACUUUUUGUGGUACACCAGACUACAUCGCUCCAGAGAUCAUAGCCUAUCAGCCUUAUGGGAAGUCUGUGGACUGGUGGGCCUUUGGAGUACUACUAUAUGAAAUGCUUGCUGGACAGCCGCCUUUUGACGGGGAGGACGAAGACGAGCUGUUCCAGUCGAUCAUGGAGCAUCAUGUCUCUUACCCGAAAUCCAUGUCCAAAGAAGCUGUUGCUAUCUGCAAGGGGCUGAUGACCAAACACCCAGGUAAGCGUCUGGGCUGUGGUCCAGAGGGAGAGAGAGACAUCAAGGAGCACGCCUUCUUCCGCUAUAUAGACUGGGAAAAAAUGGAGAAUAAAGAGGUCCAGCCACCUUUCAAACCUAAAGCUUGUGGGCGUGAUGCGGAGAACUUUGAUCGCUUUUUCACGCGCAACCCCCCAGAGCUGACCCCCCCAGAUCAGGAGCUUAUAGCCAACCUGGACCAGGAAGAGUUCCAAGGCUUCUCAUUUGUUAACCCUGAGUACACUCACACAACCCACUGACCAUGCCACAUAUCACUGGGCUGCACUAGUAAUCCCCUACACCUCAGAAACAUACGCAAAUAAAAAAAAAAGGUCAAAAAAAAAAAAAGAAAAAAAUCACCAUGAUGUCAUAUCCAGGCUGCAUUCGGCAGGGUGAAACGUUACAGAAAUCAUUGGGCAUUUUGGGAAAUACGCUUAUUUGGUUUCUUUGCCAAAGUGAGAUGAGUAGGUUGAUAUCAGUCUCGCUUAAUCGUGGAGCUAGAGACCGGGAGUGAUUAGAUUAGUUUUGCAGUAAAGCUUGGAAGCAGCGGGAAGCUUCUCGCCAAGCUCCAAAACAUGCCUACCAGAACCAAAGCUCUCUAACUAACAUGUUUCACGUUCGUUUUAUCCUGACAUAAACAUAAAUGUUUUCUUUAAUAUUUAGCAGCACUUCUACACUACGUAUUCAAGAAGGAGUGUUCAAAGAAGUAUAUUGUGGUUUUAGUGGGAGUUAUGUGCUGCAACCGUGUCUUAAUUAAAUAACAGGUGGGUGCAGUGACUCACUGGAGUCUUUUUGCCACAGUGAGGCAUCGAGCAAAGACACUGCAGAGAAGUGUUGGGUGGACAAAUUAACUGUUAAUUAAAGAUUUAAACGCCACAUAACUCCUCCUAAAACUGGCAGGUCCUCGUAGGACCGCUGCAACAAGGCGAGUGUUCUGUGGCAGAUGAAGAUGGCUGAAGGCAUCACUAAGCUACUUUUUUUAGCUUUGCUCUACGAAGGCUAUCAGUGAUGAAGCUCAAUAAAACACCUGCCCAUGAGAAAUAAAACUUCCACAGCAAAGCAGAACCAGUCGUAUCUUUUCUUUCUGUUUAGUUUUUACAAAGCAGUAGCCUGCCUUAUCACUGUGAUGCGGAUUGAACCAAGGAAAAACUGUUUUCAUUGACCUCAGCUAAACUACGGUGGUGCACAUGGUGAACAUUAUACCUGCUAAACAUCAACUUGUUUACAUCGUCAAUUUGACUAAGUGGGAUUUGUUAAUUUUCUUGAAAUCUGAUUAAAAUUUGCGCUGAAUUUGGAUGGAAACCAUCUUACAUUUCUCCCAAUACAUGAAUUCAACAAAUGAGAUGAAACAUCUUAAUGGUAAACUUAACUUGCCAUAUUUGUGAGGAGAGCCCCAACUUUAUGCAGUCUUUAUGCAAAGCUAGGCUAAUUUCCUCCAGCUCCCUCCACUUAAUUUACAGACACAACAAUGGUAUCAAUACUCUCAUCUAACUCUCUGAAAGAAGUCAAAUAAGCACAUUCUUCCAAAAUGCCAAACAAUUCCUAUUAAUAACGAUCAGAUGGAAAUGCAGACAGGUGCUCAAAUGCUAACAUUCAGGAGAAAUAAUCAGAUACUCAUGUGUCAAGUUGCCAGUAGGAGACUAGUCUUGUUUCCAGUGCUGACACUGUUUUCAUUUUACUGUGGUUUAACAUGUCAUGUUGCACUGCUGCUCUCAUAACAGCUCUGCUGGCUCUAUCUCUAUUUUUAGUGCAGAACUGUUGCUCACUCCUGAAUGCCGCCCGGCUGCUCACACCAGCAGGUUCAUGUCGGAGUCCGACCUCAGGGGCCGACCUGAACCUGCCCCGUCUCUGUGUCACCCCCUGCCCCCAUAACUGCAUAUUGACUAUGAUGACCUGUCAGUAAUAUUGAUGAGUGUACUCUGAUCACAUAUUGGUAAUAUUCAUACAGUGCAAGUGAACACUGACCAGUUGCUUUGCUAUGAUUGUUUGAGAACUAAUCAGUUUCCUAAUGGUUGACUUUACUUUUGUCUAUAGGACCAAAUACUUCUUCACUUUCUGUUCAGUCAGUGUUGUGGUGAGCUUAUCUGAAAAUUUUUUGCUGACUUCAUUCAUUUUUAACCACUCAGAGGGCAGAAGUCUUUAUACGUGCAAGAGUGCAAGUCUGCGUCACGUUAGAGAUUUUUUGAAUGAAAGCUCAUUACUUUUCUCAUGAUUCAUUACCGAAAACAUUCACCACAUUACACUGUGUUUUUAAUAACAGCGGGCAUAUCUCUUAGCUUGGAAACAACCAUUUUUAGACAAUUUCACAUGUGACGAAGCCCUGUGGAGUCUUGUGAGGCUGGUAGUUUGUUAGCUUACAGAAACAGGAUGUCCAAAAGUGCCAAAAUAGAGGUCAGAAUCAUGAGGGUGUGGAAAAAAAAUAUCGUCCUCAACAACUGUGAUGAAGGGCAGCCAUCUUGUGCCAUUUUGCAGUACAUGUAUAAUUAUUAGAAUAUGCAUUAUAGCUUACCUGUUCACCAACAAUACAAUACCCUUGGAAAGUCGUUUUCAUAUAUGAAAUGAAUUGUCUGAGAAGACAUGCGUUGACAUUGUGGUGAGGCAGGUUGUAUUUUCCUUUUGUAACUGUGUAACGAUGCAGGGUAGUAUCAAUGUGUCAAAUCUUGUUCUUUGAGCUUGUAUCAAAAAAGGGAGGCGGCAGCUCGGUGACAGCAAAGAUUUGUGUCUGUUGUACAAAGAUGCUCGCUGACAAAAGACGAUCAUUCCGCCAGGUGAAAACUGUGAGCGCUUAUUGCGAUGAUGGUAGCGGUGAUGAAUCAAUGAUGGCAUAACGGGAGAUACAACGGAGAGGAAAAAAAUAUAUAUUGAGUUCUAUAUCGGAGGGAUAUUUGUAUAAAUUGUUCUGGAUGAGAGAGAUGCUUCUGUGGAUUGUGUAUUUGUCCUGUAUGACUGGAAACUGACAAUAUACUCACUGGUGCCUACCAGACUACUUCUGCUGUGUGUGCCUUGUUACUGCUGCUACACCCAACAUAAAGUUACACUUUAAAAGAAAGAGUUCAAUAUUAUGGCAUACACAUUUAUUUGGUUUCUUGCUGGUUUCCACUUCACAUCGUGAAGCUAAACUAAAGCCAAGAGACAGAUAGCUUAGCAUAAAAACUGGAAAUAGGAAACAGUCUGUCCAAAGCUUAUAAAAAACACUAAAACACACAAAAAAAGACGAUGUUAGAUUGUGUCUUGUUUGUUUGAUCUGUACAGAUCAUUUGGUUUUAAUGGAGGCUAUAUGUCCUGGGCUAUUUCUUUACUUGGCUAGCUGUUUCCCUCUGCUUACAAUCUUAAUGCUAAGCUAAGCUAAUAAUCUCUUGGCUGAAGCUUGAUAUUUAAUACACUGACAUGAGAGUGGUAACAAUCUUCUCAUCCAACUUUUGGUAAGAAAGAAAAUAAGUGUAUUUUCAAAAAUGUAUAAGCAGCAUGUAAAGUAGUUCAUAACACACUACAGUGUAGCACAAGCAGAUAUUAGGACUUUUUAAAGCAUUUAUUAAUGUAUUUGUCAACAGUUAGAACUUCUCCCAUGAAGCAUCCUUUUCGAGACUGUCCUUUAAAAAUACUUAUCACACUCCUCUGUAGCCUACUUUAUAUUAUUGCAACUGUGUUAAAUUCAUUAAAUGUUUAUAUACCAGUUAUUGAUGCUUCAAAGGACUUAAAGCUCUUGUCAAACACAUUACUGAUUACUCGUGUACCAAAGUCUCUCUAUAUCUGCUUACAGGUAACUGCAUCGUAGUGUUUAUUAUUUUUUAUCUGCUGCUUAAAAAUGCUACACAGAUGGGGUUAAAAUAGUGUUAACCACAAAACAAAUACAUACACGCGCACACCAGCGUCACACGUGCCUCGUAAACAAAAAUGUACUGAAUUAGUGGUGAAUUCGUGGAACGGUGGUAGAGGUGGGAAAGUUUACAGCCCCUCAUCAUUUCAGCUGGAUCCCUGUGAUGAGACAAAAGGCGGAGGUAGGAAACUAAAUGCUUUAUGUGAUGUUUGUGGUUCAUGUGUCUUGCCUGGGGCUCACUGCUUCACUUCCCUGUGUGAAAUCCUUUCCGGUUGUGGUUUGGUCUGCAGCUGGUCUGUUUUAUCGAUCGUUGUCUGUUCUGCACUAGAACAUUUCCUCUCUCUGGCUUUUGAAGUUUGUCUUGGAUCUUUCUGCAUCUGUGCUGUUGAAGUGUUUUCGGGUGGGUCUCUUCCAUUUUUUGACUGUGUCGCUGGUUUGUCGGCAGGGUGUGUUUGUUUUUUGUCGACUUGCUCCCCCGGUGUUGUACGGAAUCAGUGGUGUGUUUUGCUGAGUCUAGACUUAUUGUGGUGCCACCAUCUACAGAUUAUCAGAGGUGUGGACUAGACUGGACUUAGAUAUGACAAAAUCGAAAAACACAUGCCACUCAACUUUGACACCAAUGACUCAUGAGCACCACUUACUUAAAUUUUACAUUUACAAGUAAAAUUCCUGCCCUGAGAAUAUUACUUCAAUAAAAGUAUGUGAGUAAAUCACAUAGGUGGAGUAACAUUACGUUCAUUAUGGAUACAUCUCCUGACUAAUCAACUGACUGAUUUGUAAAUUAAAAUAGUGAAAUGCAUUAAAAUGCCUUAAAAAUUACUUAAUAAAUAUAAGUUAUAAGUUCUUCGGGGCUUGAAAUGCAAAAUUUUGGACUUGGGACUUGACUCUGCACUUCAUAGACUUGAGACUUGUGUCUUGCAGAACAAUGACUUUGUCCCACCUCUGCAGAUUAUUAAAAUGUGUCUUUCUGUUUGCUGAAACAGUCGGCCUCUGUCACCUCCUCUAUUCUGCAUCUUUGUGUUUCUAUGAGACAGAUGUUCUUUUUGCUUGUCAUCAGACAUGUUCUGUUCAAACUGCCUUUUUUGACGCUGUAGAAAUUCACUAUAAAGUUAUAUUUCUAACUCUUUCCCUCUCCUUCUCUCUGUGGCAGAAAUCUCGCUGUGACGUUGGCAACUUCGACAAGGAGUUCACAAAGAUGGCGGUGGAGCUGACACCCACAGACAAGCUCUUCAUUAUGAACCUGGACCAGAACGAGUUUCAAGGCUUCUCCUACACCAACCCCGAAUUUAUUAUACAAGUCUGAGGAGGUCCCGCUGGUUAGACGCAGCCCGGAUAAGACUUUACUCCAACCCGUACAGCCCAGUUACAUUUCAUCGAAGAGUCAUCCAGCAUCUCAUCAGCACCACCUGGACUCAAACCACUCAUAUACACACAUAGAAAUCUUCAGACUCAACCCAUGCCAGCAUAAUAAUAAUCAUAAACCAGUACGUAAUCAUAAACGACUCUCACUACAUACUCACAUCUAUCAUCUAAACACACAAACAGCAGAAUAAAACACAAACUGCAGAUGGCUUUAGCUGCUGGUUGGUCGCAGUGGGACUGACUUUGGCCACAUGGUAACAGGCCAGUUGCUGAAAAACUUCAGGCUUGUGUAGCGUUCACAGGACCUCGUGGUGGGUCAAUACAGCGGCUGACGAUCAAGAGUCACAGUAUACGUGUAGCUGUGUGUAUGCGCUCUAUCGAUUGACAACAGUGUGUGUUUGUUUACUUUAUUUCUUUCUCUUCGGCCUGUAAAAGUUGCGUCAUGAACAUUCCAUGAUCAAUAUGUCAUGUAUGUGUUCACACAUGUACACACACACACACACGUGUCUGUGCAGGCUGCGGUUUGGAGGGAAGGAAGGUUUUGAAUUAUGAAAGUCCAAGGCCCUGUUCUUCAAAUGUGGCUUAACUAGUUCAGGUUAACAUGCUGUUAUCAGGCUAAAAUAAUCCUGUUUAUUCUCAUCCAGCUAGUUUGGUUCUUUGACAGCAGUUUGGGGAUUGAUUUGUUAAUCCUUGUGCAGACAGUUGCACAAAGUUUGGUGUGUUGUUUUGGGACCCCCACAUGUAUUGAACAGGUGAUUUUAAGUAUAUUAAGUAUAGAUGAGUUUACUUACCUGAAUACAACCUCAGUUUCUAAUGUUGGUGCGGCAGGUCCAGUAUGCACCUUUCUGCCUGAAUAUUAAAAAACAUUAAACAGAGAAAUGGCAAUUAAAAGAUUUGAAACGAUAAUAUACCUUCCAGGCCUGACUGGCCACCUCAUGGUGUCACCUGAAGCAGAAAACACAUAUAAAUACAAUUGUUAAAAUAAAUUUAAAAGUCAAACUUACCUGCGCCUAAGUGAAGAGUGUUUCCAGGUGAGGGUUCAACCAGAGCAGAGCGGGAGAAAGGGCCAGGGCUAAGUACCUUGAGUCAGGAGUGCUUUAUCACCCACCACGUUUGCAGGUUGGGGCUUAAGGACUUGUUGCUCUUACAAGAGUUCCAGAUAAACAUUAAGACAGCUUCAAAGAACCAAAAGAGAAAUCCAUACUCGUGUUUUCCAUGUAUGAAGAACAGGGCCCUGAUUUAUAACCUCAUGUCUAAGUUAGUCCUGAACUUAGUCUUAAGCACGUCUUGUCUUCCAAAUUGAUGCAAAAACAUUAAAAAAAAAAAAAAAAAAAAAAAAAAAAAAA